Molecule: messenger RNA, 3059 nt
Organism: Monopterus albus (swamp eel)
Lineage: Eukaryota; Metazoa; Chordata; Actinopteri; Synbranchiformes; Synbranchidae
Product: coiled-coil domain-containing protein 150-like
Exons: 17
Coding region: 816-3059 (747 amino acids)
Source: RefSeq, a predicted model, not a curated record
GUUUUUAGUGACAACAGCUGGGUUACUAGCCAAACAUUUGACCAUAAAACAGAAUAAAGUGACAUUAUCUGAGUUUAUUUAUUUUAUUAAUAUCGAGGUUUUAUUUGUGCCAUGUCGUGUUGCAGCCUCGUGCACAGGACCCCUUCUUUCUGGGGCAAAUUAGUUCCUGCUUAAAUUAAGGUUAACAAGAGUAGAAAUGCACAGCUGCUGCAAUCUGUUCAAGACAUUUUCUGUGUUUUCCGUAAAGUUGGUAGCGGUAAGUUCUAUUGGAAGACGGUAUCCUUAAGCGUUUAAGUAAACGGAACCGCAGAAAAAGCGAGGUUAGUCGGAACUUGUCCACAGUCGUAUUUUGAGUAGUCAGUGGAGGAAACUGGUUCAUUUAAACAUUUUAGUGAAACGUUGUACUAACGUGAGCAGCUUGUGUCGACAACACUUUUUGAAACGUCUAAUUUGACUGAGUCAACACUAAAACAGCAGCAUUAGAAGUGACUUUGGUGGAACGUAAGCCCUAUGCACAGUAGCUUUGCUGUAAUUUGGUUUAGCCCAGCCAUAGGCUAUACGCUCAUCUGACGUUACAUUUAUGCCUACAGUAAAUGAACGACUAUGUUUGCGCUAUGUUACCGUGGAAUGAGGUAACAGGAUGUUUUGCAAUGACGACAGCAGUGAUAUUUUGCCAUUUAGUGCAAUGAACAACUUUUUUUCCCCCCAGUUAGUUUGAUAAGUAGACUAUUCACAGGUAGAGCUUAAGUGUUGACACAAAUGCACCUAAAAGAGCUGUCUGCCCUUAUCCAUUUCCAAGGUGCCCCUGUCUGGGUAUGUCCCACUCAGCCACAUUGCCCCCCAGUGUUGGGGCCACAGCCCCAGACACUCUGUCUCUUUUGCACCAACGUCUGCUGUUGGCUGAGCAGGAGGCUGAAGCUCUUAUUCGAGACAUGGGUGGCCUGGGAGUAUCCAGGGACCAAAUCUUGGGCUCUGCGAAGAUGAUGGAUGAGACUCAACGGCCACUAAGGCUUCUGAAGAAUAAUCAGGUCCAGGGGGAUGAGAGAAUGCUGUGGCAACAGUGUAAUGUUCUAGUGAGCCGGGUGUGUUGCAUGGAGAGUCUGCUCCAGACCUGUAAACUCUCCAUCUUCCAUCUAGAGACUGAGAGAGAGCUGGAUUCUUCUCACAUAGCUAAUCUGAAGCAGCAGCUGACAGCGCAGAAGCAGAAGAGUGAGGAGGAACAGCGGGCCUACAGGAGGGAAGUGGUGAAGCUCAGGAACCAGCUUCAGCAGGCUUAUCAGGAGAGAGAUGAUGCUCGCACUAAGGUGCAGAGGUUGCUGGAGACGAUGGAGGAAUCUGCUGCUGCAAAGAUCGAUGUGGCUUUGGCUGCUGAGGAGCUGAAGAUUGUCAAACUAGAGAUGAGUCAAAAAAUCAAGGAGAUGAAAGAGCAGAUGAGGCAGGAGACUAGCUGCUCUGCUGAAGUCAUGAAAUCUCACACAGAGCUUCUCCACCGGGUUGCAGAGCUGGAGAGAGCGGUGGCGAUGGAGAGCAGACAGGGUCUGCUGUUGCAGUCGGAGGCGCAGGCUAGUCGGCAGCAACUGAAGGAAGAAAAAGACAGAAACAGACAGUUGGAGAGCCGCUGUCGGCUGCUCAAAGAGCAAACAGCGGUGAAGACCUCCCUUGCGUCUGAGUUGGAAAUGGAACUAAAAAGGCAGCAAAUAGAAAACAGUAAAGUGCUGAAAGAAGGCAGAGACAUCAGAACUGCUGCCGGCAGACUCCAGACUUUGAAUAAACAGCUGCAAAGUCAAUGCUGCCAGCUCAGCUCUGCACUGCGUGCACUUAGAGUAGUGAAUGAACAGGAACAGUUUGAGCAUCAGGCUAAGUUACAGGCAGAGAGGAGGCAGGUCGUCAAGCAGCUGCAAGAGCAAGUCCUGCUACUGAGGGCAGCCAGACGAAACACUCAGACUGAGCUGCAGGUGGCGCUAGCAGAGAAAGUUUGCCUACAGAAGGAGCUAGAGAAGCUCAAAGGCGAACACACUCGGCUCCUCCAGAGUUUUUCCACUGCACGAGAGACAGCGGUCACUCACAAGGAGCUGCUUGAGCAAACCAUUGAGAGGCUGCAGGUGGAGCUGAGGAUGGCACAGAAACAGGAGGAGGCAGCAAGAAAAGACCUGGAGGCUUCAAGAAAUGAGAUCAGUGAGGUAGAGGCCUUGCAGGGUGUCAGUGGUUUUAGCGGGGGCGUUGUCAGUCAAACCCCUGAAAAUGUCCUGGCCUCCCGUACCAGACACCGACUCAGCAGCCAGACCCUGCAUCAGGAACUGGGGGGACAAGAACAGGGACUGGCUUCACUUGAGGAGGACAGGUUACAGGCACUGAGAGACAUCAGGAGCCACCAACUAGAGGUGGAAAAACUCCAGCAACUCCUGACAUCUCAGUCCAGGAACAACAGAGCUUUGGAGUCCUUGCAGAAGGGCUUGGAAGUAGCCAAAGCUGAUAACAGCAGGCUGGCCCAGAGUUUGGAGCAGGCUGUGUCGACCAACAGCAGUUUGCAUAGCAAACUGGAGCAAGCCAGAGACCAGUAUCAGGCCACCAUCGCUCUGAGAGAUGAGGAGCUGUGUGACGCUCGCACAAAGAUUAGCUGUUUGUCUGAAGAGCUGGGCGCCGUGAAGCAGCAACACAGAGAAAACUAUGAAUCUCCAGUGAAGACACUGCAUCAACAAAUUGCAGAGCUGAAAAUGGCAAUUAAGGAUUCAUCAACGGGGUCAGGUGACCAGUUCAAGGCCAAUCAGGAGCUCCAGCACAGGGUGUCAGAGCUGGAGCGGCUGGUGUCCAAACAGAAAGCUCGUAUCAAAGAGCAGAGUCGUCAGCUGAGGCAGCAACAGAAGAGCAGCUCUCAAAAGGCUGAGAAGCUGGAGGAGAGCGUCAGGAACGUGCAGGGUGACGUUCAGCUCCAGGAGAUCAACUCCUACCUUAUUAUUUAUUCAAAUUCAGUUGCCUUGAUUCAGAUGUCAUCAGAAAACUCAAGAGAUGUGAAUACUCCAAUAGCACAGGUUCAACUUCCAAAUCAGCUCCUCCAGUAG